AUGAGCUCCACUUCCAGCAAUCCUGAUGAUGGAGACACCACGGAGCAGUCUCAGCUGGAGUUGGACACAGUGAUCAAGAAGUUGGAGGACACCAUCCUGAGUCCCAUGGCCAGAAGGGAAGACCGGGCGCUAACUGUGCGAGGAGAAGGUCAACGAGCCUCACCCACUCCUGUGCCAGCCCGUAUCCGAGAGAUCGUGUCGAGCAGCCUGGGUGAGGAGCCACUCUCAGCGCUGCGGGAACCGCCAGCUACUACGACCCAUGCACGGGAGGAGAGUGAACUCCUGCAAGAGGAGCUGACACGGUUGGAGGACCUGUUGGCCCAGGCGGAUGCUGAGCGGGAAGAGCUGGCUAGCAGGUGUCACAUGGUCAGCCAGAGGCUGCAGGCCCGCCUGGAUACCACUGAGGCCCGACUUCGGAAGUCAGAGCUGGAACACAGCAUGGAUUUGGAGGAGGCUCUUAGCCGGCUGGAGGCCUCACAGCAGAGGAGCAUGGGCCUUUCCCAAGUAAACACCCUCCUUCGGCAACAGCUGGAGCACAUGCAAAAAGCCAACGACACAUUGGCCAGAGAGCUGACCAGAACAACACACAGCUUGGUCCGCCUGCAGCGCAAGUUGGAGCUCCAAGAGAGCCAAAGGUUGAGCCUAAGGCAACCUCGAGACAUCCUUCCCCUGUGGAGACAGGCCAAGGCUCUGCAGAAACACCUGGCUGAGCUUCGGGCAUCCAUUGAGAGGGGUCUCACAGAUGUUCAGGCGGACAUGACCCGGACGGCCCAGCGCUUGCAUAUGGCCUGCCUGAGCCUCGACUCCCACCUGCGGCUGACAGCCAGCAGCAUGACCAGUGACCUGGAACAGCGGCUGAGGGAGCAGGCUAGGGAGAUGCUCCAGCUGCAGGGCCAAUGGGCCGCUGAGAAGGUGGCACUUCAAGCCAGACUCUCAGAGCAGACACUGCUGGUAGAGAAGCUCUCUGCGCAGAAGGAGCAAGGAGAGAGAGCCAUCCUGACACUCAAGUCUGACAUCCAGAGACUGAAAUCCCGGCGCAGUGGUGGCCAGCUGGCAGUGGAUGAACUGAGGGAUGAGGUUGAAUCCCUGCACCAUGUCCUGGCCAGCAUCAAGGAGGUGGCCCAAUCAGAUGCUAUGUGUCCAGAGUUGGCCUGGAGCAGCAGCUUUGAAGUCAGGGAAGCACAGGCCCGACUGCGGAGCCCACCUCGUUCUGUAUCACCACACUCGCGCAUGUCCCCAACUCGGACCAGCUCUCCAACCAGUCUGCAUCCUGCGCUGCAGGCUGUGCAGGCAGCCAUUGAGAGGCGGCAGCAGCGGAAGCAGGAGCUGCGUCUGAAGCUGGAGUCCUCCCAAGAAGAAGCAGCGGGGCUCCGGGAGCAGCUGUCUGGGUACCGGCAGGAACUGCGGACCUCACAGAGGCUUCUGCAGGACAGGGCACAGGAGCAUGAGGAUCUGCUGGGCCAGCUGGAGGCCCAGAGGCAGGAGGCACAGCUCUCCCAGGCGUCUGUCCAUCUCCUGGAAAGGGAGAAAGAAGCCCUGGAGACGACAAUGGAGGAGCUGAGGGCCAAGGCAGACAUUCGGGAGGCUGAGACCCAGAAGCUGGAGGUCACAAACGCAGAGCUGAGGAGAAGCCUUCUGCUGCGGGCAGAGCAGAAAGCAGAGCUGGCCCAGCAGAGUGAGCGCAGCCUUCGUGAGCUGGAGGCCAGCCAGGGCCGUGUGGAACAGCUGGAAGAAAAGGUUUCUGGGCUCAGGAAGGAGCUGGCCACAUCCCGGGAGGCACUAAGCUCAAUGCAGCUGCAGAGGGACAUCUUGGAGACGGAGAAGGAGAGCCUGCAUGGUGCCCUGGCCCAGGCUGAAUCAGGCAAUGCUGACUUGGAACUGCUGGUGACACGGCUGAAGACAGAGGGGAUGGAGCAGCAGGACUCACUGGCCAAGAUGGCUGCCCUGCUGGAAGGGCUUUCCCAGGACAAAGGCACCCUAAACCAUCUGGUACUUCAGCUGGAGCAGGAACGGGACCAGCUUCGGGAGCAGCAGAAGAUGCUGCAGCAGGAGCAGGCUGGCAUGAGAGAGCAGCUGACACAGAAGGAGCAGCAGCUAGGGUUCAUUCGGGCUGAGCGGAGAAGUCUGAAGGAGACAUGUGGGCACCUGGAGCAGAAACAGGACCAUCUAGAGAAGCAGGUGGUCCUGCUGGGACAGGAGAGUGCCCAGCUCCGGGAGCAGGUGGGCCAGGUCACAAACAAGAAACAGGCCCUAGAGAAGCAGCUGGCACAGAGCCUGCAGGACCAGGAGGCCCAGAUGGACAUUCUGCAAGAAGCCCUCCAUGAGAAGAACACACUGUCUGAGGAGCGGGCCCAACUACUGGCUAAGCAGGAAGCCCUGGAGAGACAUAGCGAGCUUGUGACUAAGGAGGCAGCUGAUCUGAGGGCUGAGAGGAACUCUCUGGAGAACAGCCUCUUUGAGGCCCAGCGACUGACAACGCAGUUGCAGACCCAGCAGGAACAGCUAGAAGGAAAGGCUGAGGCUGCUCAGCUCGCUCGCCGGGCCUUGCAAGUGGAAAUGGAGCGGCUGAAAAGUGACUGGGAAGUCCGAGAGACAAAGCUGCAGUGGGACCUGGGACAGCUGCAGCAGCAGGCUGCGCAGCAAGAGCAAGAGGCACAGCUGGCCUUGGAGCGCCAGGAGCUGGCGCACACAGAGGACCUGGCCCGGCUGCACAGGGAGAAGGACACCCUCAGUUUAUCACUGGCAGAGGAGAAAGAGGCGGCUGCCCGGUGGAUGGAACAACAGAAAGAGCUGCUGACAAGAAGUACAGCCGACAGGGAGGCAUUGCAGGGGGAGAUUCAGAACCUGAAGCAGGAGCGAGACGAGAGCCUCCUUCAGCUGGAGCACGAGAUGCAGCAGGCCCUGUCUCUGAAGGAUGCAGAGAAGAGCCUGCUGAGCAAGGAGCUCUCUGGAGCUCACCGGGAGCUGGAACGGGCCCGGCAGGAGGCCCAGAACCAGCAAGUCCAAGCUGAGGCUACCAUUACCACCAUGACCAAAGAGCUGAGAACCCUCCAGGUCCAGUUUGAAGAGGCCAUCUCCACCCACCAGAGAGAAGCUGACACUCUAAGGGAGAAGCUCCGUGAGAUAGCGGCCGAGCGAAGCAGCGUGAGGAGAGAGGCUGAGGAGCUGCAGGCACAGCUGAACGUGGCUCACGAAAGGCUGGCUGAACUGCGUCAAGAACUUCAGGACAGUGAAGAGAGUCGUGAGGGGCUACAGAGGGAGGCCUUGGAGGCUCGCCGGGCACUGGAAGAUGAGGUUCAAGAGAAGGAUGUACUGCAACAUUCCAACACUGAGCUGCGGGCCUCCAUCCACAGGGCUGAGCAAGAGAAAGCCAGUUUGAAGAGGUCCAAGGAGGAGCAGGAGCAGAAGCUGCUGUUGCUUCAGGAGGCCCAAGUGGCAGCUCAGAAGGAAGCCUAUGAGCUGAGGACCAGGCUGCAGGAGUUGGAACGGGCCCAGAGAGAUACCCGUCGCAAGCUCCAGGAGCGCCACAGACAGGUAAGGACACUGGAAGCUGAGAACCAGAGGAAGAGACAGGAGGUGAGUGACCUGCAAGCCCAGGUCUCAAGGGAUGCACAACAUCGGCGGAAGAACCUACAGGAGUCACUAGAGCUGCAGAGGCAGGUAGCUGAGGCCCAGGCUGCCCAUGAUGGCAUCCAGAAGGAGGUUCUAGGGCUACAGCAGAAGUUGGCAGAAGUAGAGGCUUCAGGGGAGACCAGGGCAAAGCAGCUGGAGGGGCAUCUUUGUGAGAGCCAGAGGGCUGAGCAGACCCUGCAGGCUGAGCUGGGCAGAAUCACCAGGAAGCUACAGCAGGCCAGCAACCAGGCUGACAGCCUUCAGAGAAGCCUGGACAAUGCCUGUAGCCGAGUCCACGUCUUGGAACAGGAGCUGGCCAAAGCUGAGAGUGCUAGGCGUAAUGCAGAAGCUCAGCUGGGCCGGCUGUGGUCCACACUCUGCAGUGGCCUAGGCCAAAGUCAGAACCUCUUGGCCUCUCCAAAGAGGCCCCAUUCUCCCACAACAGGCAGCUCCCAGACUCGUCCUGGACGGCAAAGGGCCAGUCCCCCUACUAGAUCCUACUCUCCUGCCCGAUGGUCCUCGCCUGUACCUGUGGAUCCUAAUUCGGAGGUCAUCAUCGAUGUGGCCUUUGUAAGGGAUGCCCUGAGAGACCUGGUGCAAGGGCUUCUGGAGGCCCAGCAGGAACGGGACAACUCUGAUAUUCAGGUGGCCAGUCUGAGCAGCCAGCUGAGCGAGGCAGAGAGGGAGCGCAUCCGCCUACAGAGCCGUGUAGAGCAGCUUCAGAGGGACCUAGCAGAUGCAGAGGAAGGCCAGCGCAGGGCAGAGAGUGCACUGCAGAGUGCCCAGGCAGCUCGGGCCCUACAGAAGGAGGCGCUCCAGAGGCUGGAGACAGAGCAUCUGGCAAGUGCACGCGCUGCAGGCCAGGAGAGGAGAAGGCUUCAGGAGCAAAUAGACACCCUGCAUCAGGCCCUGGAAGAGAGCAGCAGGCACAGCCAGAGCCUUGCAGACAAGGGGAGGCUCCUGGAGCAGCCCCUGCAGCAGGUGCUUCCGCACAGCCAUAGGGAUCGGGCAGAGAGGCGCGCCCUUCGAGAGCAAACAACUUCACUGCGCACCGAGCGGGCUCGCCUACAGGGGGAGCUCGCGGCACUGCGCACGCGCCUCAUACAGACAGAGCAGGAGACCCUGAGGAAGGAGGAGGACACGGCAAUGCUGGGGGCUAAGAAGGAGCUGCUGCUCCAGUCACUGAGUCACCUACACCAGGAGGUGGAUGGGGCCUUACGGCAGAGCCAGCAGCUGCAGGUAGCUAGCCUGAAGAAACGGCUGGACAAGGAAGUGCGGCAGCGGCAGCAACAGGCCCACAGUGACUAG
Molecule: messenger RNA, 4920 nt
Organism: Mus caroli (Ryukyu mouse)
Lineage: Eukaryota; Metazoa; Chordata; Mammalia; Rodentia; Muridae
Source: RefSeq, a predicted model, not a curated record